GAGCGGGCGGCUGGCCCCGCCGGCCCCGCCGCCAUGAAGAUCUGGACCUCGGAGCACGUUUUCGAUCACCCCUGGGAAACGGUAACAACAGCUGCCAUGCAGAAAUACCCAAACCCCAUGAACCCCAGCGUGGUUGGAGUGGACGUUCUGGACAGACACGUAGACCCAAGCGGGAAGCUGCACAGCCACCGGCUGCUCAGUACGGAGUGGGGGAUACCCUCGAUUGUGAAAUCGCUCAUYGGCACAUGCAGAACCAGGACGUAUGUUCAGGAGCACUCUGUCGUUGACCCAGUAAAAAAAACAAUGGAGCUUAAAUCUAGUAAUAUUUCAUUUACAAACCUUGUAUCAGUGGAUGAGAGGCUUGUCUACAAACCACACCCGCAUGAACCACAUAAAACUGUUUUGACACAAGAAGCAAUAAUAUCUGUGAAAGGUGUCAGUCUUAGUAGUUACCUAGAAGGGUUAAUGGCAAACACAAUCUCUUCCAAUGCUAAUAAAGGCCGUGAAGCAUUGGAAUGGGUAAUUAAUAAACUGAACGCUGAAAUUGAGGAGCUCGCUGCUUCAGCAAGAGGAACCAUGAGGAAUUCAAUGGCGGCAGCAGCAUUUGUAGAGAAAUGAUAGUAAAUAUACCUUUAUUACUAAGCAGGUUUAACAGUCUAGUGCUUCUCUCCAAACUUAAAUAUWCUUAUUUUUUUCUCUAAAGACAUACCUGUGAAUUAGGUAUGUUUCAAAUUACUUUUGGAGRAAAGCUAAAAUCUUACUAAUGAGGCUGAUGUGCAAAGCUUAAAUAAUAUAUUUGUUCUGCUGGACUGGACUUUGGUUACAGAUGAAGAAAUAAUUUUCAAGUGUAGUUCCUGUAUUUACAUGAAUACUAACUUAUAAAUGUUUUCAAAGAUGGAGGACUCUUACAGAGCUGAGGCUGCAUAUGUUGGAGGAGACUGGCAUGUUAGGUUGACUUCAGUGGAAUUUUUAUUUUUGUGUCAUUCAAGGACUACCUCUUUUGGGACCAAGCCCCAAAUGGUUUGUUCUAGCAUUGGUCUGUUUGUUAAUUUUUGACAGUUGUGUGAUAAAGCUUGGUUGAGCAUAAAGUUUAUUACUUGAAGAUUGAAAUACAAAAGAAUGUACAAAUUUUUUUUGAUAAACUUUUUAAGCUCRUUUGAUUGGUUGAUCUAACUUAGUACUCAAACUGUUUUACAGUCAGUAUAGGUAAAACAUGCAAAAUGUCUCAAACCUUCUAAGCCCUCAUUUCUGCUCUUAAAGCAGUAACCGAAGAUAGAAUUUGAACUUGUAGGAUAUAUAACUCCCUUUUCUGAAAUCCCAUUAAAUCAAGGGAUACACUAAGCCUAAACAUUCAUACCUUGCAAACUGCUAGGACUUCUCAGAAAAGCGGGCAUUCGCUUUAAAGUAUAGAAGAAACACUUAAAGGACAAAAAAUCUCAGUAACUAAAAAGAUACUUAAAUAUAAGAGGAAGCAGUAUAACCGAUGUUUAAGUAACUAUUAACAUGAUCAUGCUCUGAAAACAACCUGUUACAUCAACUGAAUACUGUGUUGUCCUUUAAAUUAAACAUAGUAUCUUGACUAGCAUUCUAAUCCAAGUUUUUGGAAGUUUAUCUU
Messenger RNA from Nothoprocta perdicaria, 1615 nucleotides. It is a transcript of the gene PRELID3B, whose product is annotated as PRELI domain containing 3B. Bases 34 to 618 code for a protein of 194 amino acids. The transcript is spliced from 6 exons. The record is from RefSeq and is a predicted model, not a curated record. Gene Ontology annotation, biological process: phospholipid transport. Gene Ontology annotation, molecular function: phosphatidic acid transfer activity. Lineage: Eukaryota; Metazoa; Chordata; Aves; Tinamiformes; Tinamidae. Gene Ontology annotation, cellular component: mitochondrial intermembrane space.